This is a messenger RNA of Seminavis robusta, 459 nucleotides long. NCBI's taxonomy places the organism in Eukaryota, Bacillariophyta, Bacillariophyceae, Naviculales, Naviculaceae. The record is from the annotation of a GenBank genome assembly.
AUGAUGUCAGUAAUCCCAGCUCGGAUGAACACUGCUGGACAGCUCAUUGCCUUCCAACUUCAACUGUUCCAACUUUGUGAGGAACCAAUUUCCGAGGGAAUGCUGCCUGACAACAACUUUAACUGUUCCAAUGCAGCAAGGAGGCCAAUCUCGGAAGGAAUACUACCCAAUAAAUGGUUGCCCCUCAACCGCAACAGCCGCAAGAAUGGAAGUAAUCCAAGCUCCGAUGGAAGGCUCCCAGAAAGUUGGUUGCCAGAAACACUCAAGCCAGCCAAAUUAAAGAGAAGUCCAAUCUCCGUGGGAAGUUUCCCGGAUAGCUGGUUGUCAUACAAAUACAAGCCUUCCAGAGCUGACAUCAUGCCAAUCUCUGAAGGUAUGCUUUCAGACAACCGGUUGCCAAACAAAAUCAAGUCUUCCAAAGCUCAAAUCCCUCAAGGCUGUCAACAUCCCAGUUUCUGA